CUCUUGUUUGAGUUGGCAUUCUUUUGACAACUGACGUAAUGAUUUUUUAGUGUCCUAGCUAUUAUCACCUUUUUUAUAUUUAUUAAUUAGUUAACAGUGUAUUCUAAAAAUAAACACGACUUAUAAAGUUGUAUGUUACAAAAAUUUCAAGUUAAAAUGGGCGACGGUUUGAAGUUAUCUAAAGAUAAGCGUCACAGAAGCUCCAGUAGCAUCGCUGGAGUGGUAGUGGAAGGAACGCGCUCUGAAAGGCAAUUAGAUAUACGAGCGUCUAUUCCAGAAGUAGAUGAUCAGUUUGCAAUCGCAGAAGCACGCUGUGAUGAUUUGCAAGAAAAAAUAGAUUUAGUAAAAGUUUUGAAACGAAAAAGAAAAUUAAAAAAACGAAGUACGACCAGAGUAGUUGAUACGGCUCCAGCGGAUGAAAAUAUGCCCUUUAUAAGUGUUCAAACGCAACCGAAAAAGACCCUGUUUAUUACAGAGGUGUCGCAGCAAGCGGCGCGUCUGCGCAGGCUGGAUAUACCGCCGAACCCCACCCGCGGGUACAUUGACCCCGCCACCGUAGAGCAGCACCGCAUGCUCGGCCAAGUGCGCGGCUAUAACCAAAUAUUCCACCCUCAACAAGAGCAGAAUAAACACAAACAAGGUGGGAUGAGAGAACGGCAAUCGUCGUCACAGCUGCAACGUUCGCGUCGAAGUCGCGCUGACGGAGACGCGAUGACGACUUGCGAAGAGGCGCGUGUCCAGAUCGACGAGCCAUAUGGCGUUGCGUGCGGUGCCGACGAUGAGUCCCCCCAUCGCUUCACGCAAGAGUCCUACCCGCAACGGCGUAAUGAUUUGUCAGCUAAAAAUAAGAGACCAGUCGACGACGAUCCAAAGAUAAGGCAGCAGACGAAAACAUCAACAACUGGGCGACGAAGAAAUGUUCCUAGAGAUGUCCCCAAUAAAGAAUCUGCAUGGAGAAGUCAAGAGCCUGAAUUUGUAAAGGAAACUAGGCCUCAGCCUCCAAGCCGACGUCAGCAAGUGAUUCGAGAAGAAUACAGUAUUGCAACGCCGCCUGCGGAAGAGCGGCCCGUAGUAGAACUAUUCAAUAAGACUUUAGCUUCAACGCCUCUGCCACAGCAUACUAAUGCCAAUAAACGACCACCGAAGAAUGGAAACAUAGCAUGCGCACCUAGAUCGGGAGACCAAACCACAGGCCCGCUACGAGAUUUAACAGAAACGAAAAUGGAAUUCCACCGUAACCCGCGGCGUGUGAAGUACCGCAGCCGUGGCUACGAGCUGCCCACAGUCGCGUCGCAGAUGAAGCAGGCCGGCAUGCGCUUCUACGCGGACAACAGAAACACGUCCAAUAUACCGUUUAUCGUCAGCAAGAGCACCGCGCCCUCACACAACAUCGGCGUCAAUAUACAACAGGUGUUAAAUGGAAUUAAAGUGCAACAGCCAGUCUCCGGCAUUCCACCAACUAUUGCACAUCACAUGGGACUGGGACAUAUUCCUACGUAUGGCACACGGAGUGCAGUUGUGGAACCUUCACUGGAUACGCGAGAGAUAAACGCUAUCCGUGCGGGCGGACGGCUGCUCAGACUGCCUUCAUACCGGUACAUGUCGUAUAACCGGCUAUUGGCUUUGUACCGCGAGGGAGACGGCAUGGUGCCGAGGUUCCUGCGCGGAGUCAGUCGGCCGCACUACUUCUACACGUCCAUGUACAACAGUUUAGCGACGAAUCGUGAGGACGGAGAUGGUGCGACAUCGAAGGGGCACGGCGGCGGCGUACACGAUGCCAAGCAGAGUUUGGCAGAGUACGCGGGCCUAUACCGAGAGUACGAACACAUCGAGAAGUGCAUCAAAGACGGUAACCACGAUUCUGAGCUCGAGCAGCGACGAGACGAGCUUUCCAAGAAGCUUGCCGAGAGAGAAGAUCACAUACGCAGGGUUGUAGAAGAAUACCGGUCUGAAGGGGACCAAGUCAGACGCCGCGCAUCAGCAUCCGCGGCCGAAGAAAACUACCGUCACUCCACUUUCAAAUUGAAUCUCGCCGACCCACCCCAGUAACGUAACUAAUGAACAAUGUUUACCAUACUGAAUGAGCGCGGAGCCGCAAAUGUUCUAAGUAGUGAUCGUGACUUUGAUUUUUUUCAUUGAAAUUGUCAGUAAAAAUAUUUAUGAACAAAAAUAUGUUCGGUCACAUUGUUUGAUAGUAAACUAAAAUAUUAUGUAAUAAUAUAAAAACAUGACAGGAAAACCCAAUUCUCGUGUUAGAUUAUUCUCAAAAAGGAGCGUUUUUCGUUUAAAAUGUUUUCUUGUGGUAAAAAUUAAAUAUGAGCACUAUGAUUAAGAACAAUAUUAUCAAUUUCGCGAUUGAGGUCAUCGGCUCCCGCGAACAAAACUGUUAGUAACAAUAUGCCACUGAAUGGAAGCACUAAAUGAAUUGCAAUGAAGACCAUUAAAAUUAAUCAUUGUAUCGCACUUUAAAUACAAAAACGGGACAAUACCUACUGGAAAUAUCAGAAUUCAAUUACUGUGAUCAAUUGUUGUUGUCGGAGGCCUGAUUUUUAUCCUGAGUUGGUUAUAAACUUGUUACUAUUCCGCCUGUAGCUGUGCUAUAACUACAACUUUAUAAAUAAACAAACAUUAAUUCAAAAUAUUGCACUAUUCGUAGCAUUCUUAACUAGUAUCAAACUUAAAUGAGACUGUUUUUUUCACUAACACGGUGAAUAACAAAAAGUGUCACUAAUAGAUUUGGUUUUGUAUAUUGAGUCUCUUUUGUUUUCAAUAUGCGAUAUGGACAAGCCAGACAUGCAGCUUACACGUGUAGUUUUAUCGUAAACUAUGUAAACUAACGUAAACUCUAUUUACUUGGGUUUUAAGCUUCCAAAUUUAUAAGAUUUAAUACUUUAUUAAAAUGUCAUUAACUGCCAGUUCUCUAUGACGAUCAAUAAAAUUUAGUUCUUUUUAUUGGUAGCUCCUCAAUAUACCUAAUUAAAAUGUUCUGGAAGGAUAUUUUGUAUAUUUCUUUGUUGUACCUACUAAAAUUCAUUUUACAAAAUGCUUACACACUUAUCUACUAUGAUUAACUGUAUGUACUUAAAUGUACUUUGUUUAGGUAACAAUUCUGCUUCGUACUACCUUGAGCCGUAAUCGUAUCAGGAAUAAUUGCGAUUUUAAAAGUAAACACCGCUAAAAGAAUUAUUGUUACAAACCUUUGUUUUAUGGACAUCGGGAUAGAUUUCAUAAUACUAUUUAUUUUAACUGACCUUGUCAUAAACCAUUUACAUCUUUUAGAAAAGAUUUAUAAAGGUUUUUAGAUAUUACUUUCUUAUUUGCUAUCUUUACUUUCGUGGACUUUUUCGUUUUGAUGUUUUGUAUUGUAAGCACCUUAUGUGUAUUUAGUCCCCAUUAUUUGCUUAUUAGCAUAUUGCCUCCUUUUGCAAUUUAUUCAACAAUACGUUCAGUACUAAAGCUCCUAUAUAUGAUAUUGAAAACUAUGUUCUAGGAGACGAGAUUUUAAAAUUUUAAGAAAGUAUUAAUUUUUCUAAAUAGUCUUUGCGCUAAACAUAUCCUAACGUAUGCCAAUGAUUUAUUAUUAGUUUGAUUGGCAUGUCAUAUUAAUAUGACCUCUAGGAAUAUUUUGUAACUUACUUUUAAUUAUAUUAACACAAUACUUCUCUCUUCUAUUAUCGGCCUAAAGUUGUAGCCCGACUGCAACUAUAUUACAGCAGACAUAAUUACGUAGAUAGCCAUGACCGGCUAUGUAUUUUAUCAGUAAUUGUAUCUGUAAUAUGGCAAAUAAAACACAUUUUAAGGUGUUCAUAAAAAUUAUUCUUAUUAGUUGUAUUAGUAUGACAAUCGAGAGAUAGAAUAUGUUAACAUAAAUCCUGGUCACGCCCGUCUUUGCUUUGAGACGCAUCGUCGUCCUUUGACAUAGACUUAGUUUAAUAAGGAAACAUAGUCUGGUAGUUCUGAACUUUUUCCAGUAGGUUAAUAUUGUUGUAUUUUGUAUAAAAGUCCUUAUACAUACGUUUGUCAAAGUCUCACACAAUGUAUUUUCUUACGACCAGGGAUCAGUUUUGAAUUUUCAAACGUCUAUUUGAUUGUUACGUCGUAAAUUAUUGCUGUUGUUUUCCAAAAUUAAUUAAAUCGGGACCUUCGAGUAAGUUUCUUAUUCCGAAACUCUUAUCCGUUGUAAAAUAUAGUUAUUUAUUUAUUAUCAGAUACAUACAUGUAGGUAUAUUAUUUAAUAUUUUAGUGCUUUACUCCUUUCCUAUCAAAACACUAACCUAUCUCAGUAAUUGAGGAAGCAAAAAUAGUUUAAAGAAACUUACAGAACGGUCCCGAUGUAUUAUUCAAGCCGACAAUUAUAUUGAGGUCCUAAAAUAAACGCUACUGAUAAAUAAUAUAUUUUUUUUCGAUCUUUUAUUUUAUAAAUUACAUGGUGGUGGGAACAAAAUAAUGAAUAAUAUGUUGAAGACCAAAUAUUUGGUUUGCUUUAGUUCCGAUGAUAAAUUUGAUCUUUCGCAAUACAGUUUUUAUUUUCAUUUUAGGAACCAUCGGUGAAAAUAAUUCGUCCAAGUACAUUUCACGAACAUGAUGGAUAUUAUAACGUUGAAUAAAAUUAUAUAAGAGUUAUUUACACUAAACAUCAACAAUAUAGAUUGAAAAGCGCUAUUUUACAUAUGCAACUUAACUAAAUAUUUCAACUAACAUUUAUACAUUGAUUAAGAAUCGAUUAUGAAUAAUUUAAAAACUUUACACUAUUCUUUGGUGACUACAUCACAUUGAAAACAAAAAAUACAUACUAACAACGAAUAAAGAUACUUAUUUGGCCAUUACGUAAGUACGUUAAUGAAAAACUAAAUACUCGGAAUCACUUGGCGGACUGCCUACGAGUGGAGUGCAGCGAUGGGUCUAGUUGCGCGAGUCGGUGGAGGAGGGCAGGUUCUCGUCGUCAAGCUUGUGCCGGUGCACGUAGGGCUCGGGCAGUAUGGCCCACUCGGCGGGCUGCCUACGAGUGGAGUGCAGCGAUGGGUCUAGUUGCGCGAAUCGGUGGAGGAGGGCAGGUUCUCGUCGUCAAGCUUGUGCCGGUGCACGUAGGGCUCGGGCAGUAUGGCUCACUCGGCGGGCUGCCUACGAGUGGAGUGCAACGAUGGGUCUAGUUGCGCGAGUCGGUGGAGGAGGGCAGGUUCUCGCCGUCGAGCUUGUGCCGGUGCACGUAGGGCUCGGGCAGCGCGGCCCACUCGGGCGCGCCACUGCCGCCCGCCGGCCACUCCGACGUGGACACCUCCGCGGGCCUCUCCGCCGCCUCCGGACACUUUGCCCCACACUCCAGCGAUAGCGGCUUUGGCGUCUCGAUCCUG
This is a messenger RNA of Chilo suppressalis (striped riceborer), 5351 nucleotides long. NCBI's taxonomy places the organism in Eukaryota, Metazoa, Arthropoda, Insecta, Lepidoptera, Crambidae. The record is from the annotation of a GenBank genome assembly.